Messenger RNA from Coregonus clupeaformis (lake whitefish), 2574 nucleotides. RefSeq names its product Bardet-Biedl syndrome 1 (gene bbs1). NCBI's taxonomy places the organism in Eukaryota, Metazoa, Chordata, Actinopteri, Salmoniformes, Salmonidae. Gene Ontology annotation, cellular component: centrosome; BBSome; axoneme. Gene Ontology annotation, molecular function: patched binding; smoothened binding. The coding region runs from base 173 to 1933 and encodes 586 amino acids. The record is from RefSeq and is a predicted model, not a curated record. Gene Ontology annotation, biological process: protein localization to cilium; non-motile cilium assembly. The transcript has 17 exons.
UUCUCCGUUGCUCCUUCCUUGCUGCCAUAGAAACGGAAAAGCCGAUCAGAGGAUUAAUGAUAACGUAAACAAGCAGGCAAGCUAACGUUAGCCAGCUAGCUACCUCAGUGGCAAAACAAUUUUGCAUCACAGGAUAUCCUUACAAUAUUAAUUGAGGAAUAUCAUAUUGGUCAUGCCUUCACUCUCACAGAUGAAAGAAAACUCUGAGACCAGUAAAUGGUUAGAUGCACACUACGAUCCAGUGGCCAAUCUCUAUACUUUUUCAUCUUGCAUCGCUCUUGCAGACCUGCAUGGGGAUGGUGAGAAUAAGUUGGUGGUGGGGGACCUGGGAACUGGUUCAUGCAACAUGAAGCUGAAGGUGUACCGUGGAACUGGCCUGAUGAGUGAGAACACGUUGCUUGACCUGCCCACUGGCUUGGUUUCUUUCCUCAUGGACCAGCAUGAGCCACGCACGCCUGCCAUCGCUGUAGCUUCCGGCCCCUUCAUCUAUGUCUAUAAAAACCUGCGGCCCUACUUCAAGUUCACUCUCCCUCCAUUAGAGGUCAAUGCCCUGGAACAGGACGUAUGGAACCAGGCAAGGGAGGACAUGAUUGACCCAUUGAGCUUGAAGGAAAUGUUGGAGGGCAUCCGAGACAAAGCUGAUGUUCCACUCUCCGUCAGAUCUUUGAGGUUCCUCAUGUUGGACCCACAAGACAUGGAGGCUUUUGUGAACCUUCAUAAGGCUCAGCCAAUACGAAGACAGACUGUUAUUACAUGCAUCGGCACCCUGAAGAAGAACAUGGCUGAUGAGGAUGCAGUCAGCUGUCUGGUUAUUGGCACUGAGAGUAAAGAUGUCUAUAUCCUGGACCCUGAGGCCUUCACCAUCCUCUCCAAGAUGUCCCUCCCCAGUGCUCCCACGCAAAUGGAUGUGACUGGUCAGUUUGAUGUGGAGUUCCGGAUCACUGUGGCCUGUCGCAAUGGGAAUAUCUACAUCCUCCGCAGGGAGUCCCCCAAGCCCAAGUACUGUAUUGAGCUGUCUUCUCACCCUGUGGGGCUGGUGAGGAUGGGGAAGAAUGUGGUGGUGGGCUGUGCCCAGGAGACCCUGCAGGGCUUCACACAGAAGGGGAAGAAGCUGUGGACGGCCUGCCUGCCUGCCCCUGUCACUACCAUGGGUGUGAUGGACCUCCCCACCAGGGGCUUCCAGGCGGUGUUAGUGGGUCUGGCUAACUGUGAGGUCCACAUCUACAGGGACAAAAACCUCAUUAGCACCAUCAAGACUCCGGAUAUAGUGACCAGCAUUUGCUUUGGGAGAUAUGGACGAGAAGACGGAACCCUUAUAAUGACCACCAAAGGAGGGGGUCUGAUAGUAAAGAUCCUGAAGAGGACAGCUGUGUUUGAUGACAGGGACUCUGCCCCAGGCCCCCCUCUGGCACAAAGCAUCCGCCUCAAUAUCCCCAAGAAGACCAAGUUGUACGUGGACCAAACCAUGAGGGAACGGGAGAAUGCUGUGGCAAUGCACAGGGCCUUCCAGAUGGACCUGAGUCGUCUGCGUCUGGCUGCAGCGAGGGCCUACGUUAAAGCCCUAGAGUCCAGCCUUACACCCAUGUCCUCCAGCCUGUCUGAGCCUCUCAAGAUGAACGCAGUGGUGCAGGGCCUGGGCCCGUCCUUCAAGCUAACUCUGAACAUCCAGAACACAGCUGCAUGCCGUCCUGUCAUGAACUUGGCCAUCAGCUUCCUGUAUGACGAGAGCCUGUACAGUAUGAGGACAGCCUUCUUCAAGAUCCCCCUACUGGUUCCUGGGCUCAACUACCCUAUUGACACAUUUGUGGAGUGCCUGAGUGAUAAAGGAAUCUCUGACAUCAUCAAAGUGUUUGUGCUGCGAGAGGGCAAGAGUGCACCCCUGCUGACUGCCCAUAUCAACAUGCCCGUCAGUGAGGGACUGGCACUCAACUGAGAGAGAGAGAGAGAGAGAGAGAGAGAGAGAGCAAGCAUCAUCUUCAGUUCCUGGGCUGGCUGCUAUGCUCUCACCAUGUGCUUCUAGCGCCCUCUAGUGGCUGGGCUGACUCAAGGUGACUGGGACGUUAACAGGAGCAGCCUGUGUUUGCCCCAGAGGUUGUUAAAAGCCAUGUGUAGCAUAUGUAAGGUAGGUGAAGAUGUAGGGAUAUUUGUCCUUAGAGGAAACUCCAUGGAGAGAAAUGGGUUUAGAAUUGAAUCACAGGAUUUAAAAUUCAAAUGUAAGUGAAAUUGUAAGCUGUGUGUUGGUGGAUAGAGAUGUCAGGACAAUUAUGGUAGUUUUGAAUACAAGUGUAUAUAAAGUCAUUAUAUUUAUAUAUAAAUAAGCAUUAUUUAUUGCACUUUUAAAGUUUGUUAAAUAAUUGCCGGGAAAAAACAGAUUUGUGCUGCUCAUUUCUUAAUGUUUGACGUUCAGAUUAUGACAGAGGAUAAUGGCUACAUGUUCAGAUGUUUCAAUCAUUGCACUUUAUUUUCAAAAAUGAAAGAUAACAAAAAUCCAUACAUUCCUGAGAAGUGCAGAGGUAUCCAGAAAGAGUUGGCUUUUCAAACACUUUAAAUGUACUUAAUAAAACCUUAAAUGUC